Molecule: messenger RNA, 763 nt
Organism: Odocoileus virginianus texanus
Lineage: Eukaryota; Metazoa; Chordata; Mammalia; Artiodactyla; Cervidae
Gene: TAC3
Product: tachykinin precursor 3
Biological process (GO): positive regulation of blood pressure; tachykinin receptor signaling pathway
Source: RefSeq, a predicted model, not a curated record
UCUUCACAGCAGCAGCACCAGCAGCGCUUGUGGGGAGCAGACAGUGCUUCCGGCCAGCUCCCCGAUCCUGAGAGACCAUCUGUCCCAGGCUCCAAGCUGCUCCACAGGCAUCAUGCGGAGCGCCCUGCUGUUCGCAGUCAUCCUGGCCCUCAGCUCGGCUCACAGUCUUGGUGCGGUCUGUGAGGAGUCACACGAGCAGGUGGUGCCCGGUGGGGGUCUCAGCAAGAAGGACUCAAAUCUCUACCAGCUGCCCCCAUCAUUGCUCCGGAGACUCUAUGACAGCCGCGUGGUCUCCCUGGAUGGAUUGCUCAAGAUGCUGAGCAAGGCCAGCGUAGGUCUGAAGGAGUCACCACUUCCCCAGAAGCGUGACAUGCAUGACUUCUUUGUGGGUCUCAUGGGCAAGAGGAACCUCCAGGCAGACACUCCUGUUGAUAUGAACCAAGAAAACAUCCCCAGCUUUGGCACCUUCAAGUACCCCCGCAGUGUGGAAUGAGCACUCCACUCCUGGACUCCUGGGCUACAUCGUGAAGACACCCACCCCUAGAUGCACACGCUUCUAUUUCCCUUCCUCCUCCCCACCCCGGAACACUCUUGUGGUUUGACCCCUUCUUCCCUCUGUCCCACUUGCUGCAGAAACUGCCUUGUGAGCAUCCCCAGUCCCUGUAACCACUGACUACAGAUCGCCCUGGAAUUUCUGUCGCGUCCUACAAAUAUGAUGUCUCUCUCUAUUCCUCAACAAUAAAGGAAUUUUACAUAUUAUGAC